Molecule: messenger RNA, 1515 nt
Organism: Paramecium octaurelia
Lineage: Eukaryota; Ciliophora; Oligohymenophorea; Peniculida; Parameciidae
Source: the annotation of a GenBank genome assembly
AUGAUAAGAAUUCAAUAACUGGGAUAGCAAUUGAAUGCAACCAAGUCAACAUUGACAAUUCAGGAUUCGAGAUCAGGAAAGAAAUACGAGAUCCCCAUUUCUAAUAAUUCCAUUAAGGCAAGCGAUCUCGAGAAGAUAAAAGAUAACAAUGGUUCAAUCAUUCGCUCUUAUGACCCUGGUUAUAUGAACACAGUUAAUUGCGUACAUUUUGCAUUCAUACAAGACAUCCAAAAUUAGUUUCAUAGACGGAGACAAUGGAAUUCUCGAAUAUCGAGGCUAUCCCAUUGAGCAAUUAGCUGAAAAAAGCACUUAUUUGGAAGUGGCCUUCCUGCUCAUCUAUGGUGAAUUGCCAACUUAAUUGCAAUAUGAUAAAUGGUGUAAAAAGUAUGCAAUUAUUUAUUAUUUAAUUUCAGAAUCCAAACUCACACAUUUGUCCACCAAGAUCUGUAUGGACUCUUGUCCCAAUUUAGAUAUGAUGCUCACCCUAUGGGAAUGGUUAUCAGUUCCUUAUCAGCAGUGAGUACUCUGCAUCCAGAGGCAAAUCCAGCAUUGUCAGGACAAAAUAUCUACGCAGUACUCUAUAAUCAAAUUAUAAGGAUUAAAAAUCGAGGAACAAACAAAUUCACAGAAUGAUUGGAUCCAUCACAACCAUCACAGCCCUUGCAUAUAGAAAUAGAAUCGGAAGACAACCAAAUCAACCUCAUUAAUAAUUGGGAUAUGUCGACAAUUUCUUAUAUAUGAUGGAUAGACUUAAUGAAUCCAAUUACACUCCACAUCCAACAAUUGCAAAGGUCUUAGACAUCCUCUUCAUCUUGCAUGCUGAACACGAAUUGAAUUGUUCCACUUCUGCAGUUAGACAUCUCACUUCCAGCGGAGUCGAUAUCUAUACAGCUAUUGCUGGAGCUGCAGCUGCACUCUAUGGUCCUAAACAUGGUGGUGCCAAUGAGGCAGUCUUGAGAAUGCUUGAAAAAAUUGGAUCCAAACAAAAUAUUCCUUAAUUCAUUGAAAACGUGAAAAACAAGAAGGCGCUCCUCUUUGGAUUUGGCCACAGAGUUUAUAAGUCAUAUGAUCCAAGAGCCAAGAUUGUUAAAUAAUUAGCAUACUAAGUGUUUGAUUUGGUUGGCAAGGAUCCAUUGAUUGAAAUUGCAUUGGAAUUAGAAAACAUUGCCUUAAAUGAUAAGUACUUUAAGGAUAGAUCACUCUAUCCAAAUGUAGAUUUCUAUACUGGAAUCAUUUAUAAGGUAAGUUAUUUAUCCAAUUCUAUCUUAGGCUCUUGGAUUUCCUACUGAUAUGUUUCCUUUGUUGUUUGCCAUUCCAAGGAUUUCUGGAUGGCUUGCUCAUUGGUGUGAAUUCCUUGAUGACCCUGAAAAUAAAAUUGUUAGACCAAGAUAAAAUUACCAAGGAUACAAAACAAGAGAGUAUGUCCCCAUUGAUUAAAGAAAACAGACAGAUGCCUAUAUUCAUGCACCAUCAACUUCCUUUUCAACUAGAAGAAAUGUUUCUGUUAAAAAAUGA